Scaptodrosophila lebanonensis is the source of this 1682-nucleotide messenger RNA. RefSeq names its product probable cytochrome P450 9f2. The transcript has 4 exons. Gene Ontology annotation, molecular function: monooxygenase activity; heme binding; iron ion binding. The record is from RefSeq and is a predicted model, not a curated record. Lineage: Eukaryota; Metazoa; Arthropoda; Insecta; Diptera; Drosophilidae. Bases 1 to 1539 code for a protein of 512 amino acids.
AUGUUACUGGAAUUUUUGGCGCUCUUUGGCGUUGCUGUGUUCCUGCUCUAUCGCUGGGCGACGCAACAUUACAGUCAUUUUAAGGACCGUGGCAUACCCUAUAACGAGCCAUGGCCAUUUGUGGGCAGUAUGUCCGAUAUGUUCCUGCGUCGCAAGUCCAUGUUUGAUGUCGUCAUCGAUCUUUACAAUCAAGGCCAGGGCAAACUUUACGGUAUCUUCGAGCAACGCAAACCACUGCUAAUGAUUCGGGAUCCGGAAUUAAUCAAACAAAUUACCAUAAAAGAUUUUGAUCAUUUUAUAAAUCAUCGUGAUGUGUUUGGCAGUGGCGAUGAGAACGAUACGGAUAAUUUGUUUAGUAGCUCGCUGUUCUCGAUGCGUGAUGGCCGCUGGAAGGAUAUGCGCACCACUUUAAGUCCUGCCUUUACGGGCAGCAAGAUGCGUCAAAUGUUUCAGUUGAUGAAUCAGGUGGCGCAAGAGGCCGUAGAAGGCCUGAAGAACGAGCCUAUGGUGGAUAAUGAGCUGGAGUUGGACUUGAAGGACUAUUGUACGCGAUUCACCAACGACAUAAUCGCCUCGACAGCUUUUGGAUUGCAAGUGAACUCUUUUAAGGAGCGCGAAAAUACGUUUUAUAUGAUGGGCAAGAAAUUGACAAACUUUACGGCUUGGCAGAACUUCAAGUUCUUGCUCUUUACUAGUUGUAAGAGAAUUAUGAAGCUAUUAAAAAUGACGCUCUUUGACAAACAAACUACGGAGUAUUUCAUGCGCCUCGUGCUCGAUUCCAUGAAAUAUCGUCAGGAGCAUCAUAUUAUACGGCCAGAUAUGAUCAAUAUGCUGAUGGAAUCACGUGGCAUGUUGCCAUCGGACAAGCCCAAGCCCUUGCAUAAUCGGGAAUGGAGCGAUGUUGAUAUUGUUGCCCAGUGUUUUGUCUUCUUUUUUGCGGGCUUCGAGACAUCGGCGGUGCUGAUGGCCUUCACAGCGCAUGAGCUAAUGGAGAAUGAGGAUGUGCAGGAUAGGCUAUACGAGGAGGUGUCGCAGGUUGACAGUGACCUGGAGGGCAAAGAAUUGACCUAUGAGGCACUGAUGGGCAUGAAAUAUAUGGACCAAGUCGUAUCGGAGGUUUUGCGCAAAUGGCCAGCUGCCAUAGCUAUAGAUCGAGAGUGUAACAAGGACAUCACCUACGAGGUUGAUGGAAAAACCAUAGAGAUUAAAAAGGGCGAAGGUGUCUGGCUGCCCACGUGUGGAAUUCAUCGUGAUCCCAAGUACUAUGAGAAUCCCUCAAAAUUCGAUCCAGAUCGCUUUAGCGAAGAGAAUAAAGACAAAAUACAGCCCUUUACAUAUUUCCCAUUCGGCGUUGGUCAACGUAAUUGCAUAGGUUCACGUUUUGCGCUGCUGGAGGCCAAGUCUGUUAUAUUUCAUCUGUUGCGUGAUUUUCGGUUUGCCGCUGCAAAAAAAUCAACCGUUCCUCUGGUGCUCAGCGCUUCCGGCUUCCAGCUGAAGCCGAAAACUGGCUUUUGGCUAAAACUCAUCCCCCGCAACUAAGCCGAACAAUGUAUUUUUUAUUGCUGUUUCAGUUGUGUUACACAUGCCAUUUCUGUUGUUGUUGUUUGAUUUGAGGCGCAAGCCAGUAUAGUAAUUAAAAACGAAUACAAAUGUCCAAUAAAAAUAUAUUGGAAACACACAAA